Coccidioides posadasii C735 delta SOWgp is the source of this 861-nucleotide messenger RNA. RefSeq lists its product as uncharacterized. The record is from RefSeq and is a predicted model, not a curated record. Lineage: Eukaryota; Fungi; Ascomycota; Eurotiomycetes; Onygenales; Onygenaceae.
AUGGAUAGUUCAACCAAAGCCAUUGAGACCCCUGAGCUUUUCAGCAUUAAGGGUCUCGUUGCGGUGAUCUCCGGCGGUGGCUCUGGUAUUGGUCGCAUGAUCACUCGUGCCCUCGCCGUCAAUGGUGCUGCGAAGGUCUACAUUCUCGGUCGUCGUGGCGCCGUCCUGGAAGAAACUGCUAAACCCUUUCCUGAUGUGGUGAUACCAAUCGAGUGCGAUGUUACCUCCAAAGAGUCAUUACAGGCAGCUGUCGACAAAGUUACCAAAGAGGUCGGAUAUAUCAAUGUUCUCUGGUGUAAUUCAGGGACAUCGGGUCCCGAAAGUCCUGAACUGACCAGCUCGUCGUCUCUGAACCAGUUUAUUGAGGCUAACUGGAGGCAUUCGGUUGAAGAAUACGCCGAGACAUUCAAGGUCAAUACUGCGGGCUUCUGGUACACAGCCAUUGCGUUCUUGAAGCUCCUCCACCUUGGCAAUGAAAGGGGCAAUGGGAUGCACAGAAGCCAGAUUAUCGGGACGUGUAGCACCUUGGGCUUUGGCAGAUUUGCAGCUACCGGUCGUUUCGCGUAUGGACAGAGUAAAGCAUCUCAGACUCACAUGAUGAAACAACUAUCCACACACCUGGUCCCGUAUGGAAUUCGGGUGAAUAUGGUUGCCCCAGGGCUUUUCCCUACAGAUAUGACUUCAUCCAUGACUGCAAGUGGUUACGACCCCUCGAAGCUAAUUCCAGAGGGUAGAGCAGGCGCGGAUACAGACAUGGCUGGUAUUGUUCUUUUCCUCACGAGUAAGGCAGGCUCUUAUUUGAAUGGCAAUGUACUGGUAUCCGACGGUGGUCGCUUGUCGAUCGUUCCUUCAACAUAUUGA